CCUGUCAGGACUCCUUUCUGCGGACAUGGUGGCCUUCGCGACGCUUUUUCCUCACUUCCCAUUCAACUGAGCCAAAGGGGUGAUGUCCCGUUUCUCUUCCUGAUAUCACCGGGAGUUGUGCAAGCAGUGUCAGGCCUCCAUCAUGCUUUAAGCGAGCGAGUUGAGGGGGAUUUCACUUAUGCGUUAGUUAGAAGUGCCUAAGUUCUGUCUAUGUCGAGACACCCGACGUAUACUGCACCAGCAUUCCUGGUGUGCCUGCAGCGACCUGGCUGAGCGUUGGAGGAAAUGGCUUCAUUGCAGAUAAUCAUCAUUGGCACCGGAAUCGCUGGUCUCGCGACAGCGAUCAGUCUUUCUCAGAAGACCAAACACAACAUUCUGAUUCUCGAAAGCAGUCCGAUCCUGACCGAAGCCGGUGCUGGUAUCCAAUGCUCGGCUGCUGCAUCUCGCAUCCUAAGCAACUGGGGGCUGCGGAAGCAAUUUGAGGCGGUAGCGACUUGUCCGGACUUCACGGAGAUCAGACGAUAUGAAGACAACGAACUUAUCGGUCUCAUCUUCGCCAACGUCAAGAAUUAUUCUACGCGGUUGAGGGGGUUUCCUCACUGGCUUGUUCAUCGAGUCGACUACCAGAAGAUUCUGGCCGAAGCGGCUGCAACAAGCGGCGUCAAAAUCGAGUUCGGACAGAAGGUCAUGGCUAUUGACGUCGAACAGGUUAAGGUGAUAUUGGAGGGUGGCAGGUCCCUGCACGCAGACUUGAUUAUUGGGGCCGACGGUAUACACUCGAGAACCCGAGCCUCGAUCCCUGGCUUGAAGGAUGUUGUGCCUCAAAGAACCGAGAAUUACUGCUACCGUGCCUUGGUACCCCGUGAGGAGAUGCUGAAAAAUCCAGUGACCGCUACCUUGAUAGACAACCAGAGUCAGCAGGCUUGGGCUGGCCAAUUCAAGCACAUCAUAGCUUACCCAAUCGCCAAGGGUAGGUUUUAUAACUUGGUGAUGACAAUUCCAGACCUUGGCGACGCCCCGUUAGGCAAAUAUAAUGAGCCAGGCGACGUUGUGGAGAUGCGUCAGGUGUUCAAAGACUUCAAUGACACCGUUCAGGCCGUGCUGGAUGCCGUCGACAGCUGCGCCAAAUGGGUACUGGCUGAACUCCCACCGUUGCCUACCUGGUCAAGUCCCGAUGGGCGUGUUAUUCUCGUGGGAGACGCUUGUCACGCUAUGGCACCACACGCCGCCUCUGGUGCAGCUACGUCGCUCGAGGAUGCCGAAGUUCUUGGUCUUUGCGUGGCAACUUGCAACGGGCUGGCAGAUCUUCCGAGAGCCGCAAAAGACUAUGAGCACCUCCGUAAGGCUCGGUGCGAACGAAUUCAGGAGAUCUCGCGCGAGAACGCGACCACUUUUGCACUUCCAGAUGGGCCAAUGCAACAAGCAAGAGAUCGCAUAUGGAUCGCCCAGAAAGCGAUGCUGGAGAAGCAGCUGCAAGAGGACAGUCCGCUGAUCGUCCCGGCGGAGGAUAUGACCCAACAAUUUCCACAUCCGGCUCUGGUCCAGUGGCUGGUUGGGCAUGAUAUCAUAGAAGAAGCAAAGAGAUAUCUGGCAAGUCGAGAAUAG
This is a messenger RNA of Cladophialophora immunda, 1605 nucleotides long. RefSeq lists its product as uncharacterized. The transcript is spliced from 2 exons. Gene Ontology annotation, molecular function: monooxygenase activity; FAD binding. NCBI's taxonomy places the organism in Eukaryota, Fungi, Ascomycota, Eurotiomycetes, Chaetothyriales, Herpotrichiellaceae. Gene Ontology annotation, biological process: secondary metabolite biosynthetic process. The record is from RefSeq and is a predicted model, not a curated record. The coding region runs from base 286 to 1605 and encodes 439 amino acids.